AUGGAGUCAGAGGAGAGUAAGAUAUCAGUGUGGGUCUGCCGAGAGGAGAAGCUCGUCUUCGGCUUGUCAAAGCGCACAACCUGCGCUGAUGUUGUCAAAGUACUUCUGGAGGACCAGAACUCACAGCACGGCCUCUCCACAGCUUCAUGCUCACAGUCUUACUGCAUCGUGGAGAAAUGGAGAGGCUUCGAGAGGAUUUUACCCAACAAAACCAAGAUUUCCCGGCUGUGGUUCGCGUGGGGAGAGGAGCAGAGGAAUGUAAAGUUUGUGUUGGUAAAAAGCGAGGCGUCUUUGGCGAACCACGGAGCCCGGAGCGCAGAGGCGCGUGUGGUGCUCAGCAAACACAGCCCCUGUGGUACCAAGGGCACCGGACGGUUUCCCAUAGGUGGGAUCCCGCCUGAGAAACAGCGUCGGGUCGUCAGGAAAGCUUUCAGAAAGUUGGAAAAGAUCAAUAACAAGAGGGUGCAGAGAGACGCAUCCUCUGCGGAAAAGAUGGAAACUUUGGUCCAUCUUGUGAUUUCUCAGGAUCAUACAAUCCGCCAGCAGAUCGAGAGGAUUACAGAGCUGGAUGCAGACAUCGAGAGGUGUGAGGCAAAGGUGCAUGUAGACAGAAUUAAAAGACACGGGGUUAACUAUGUGCAGGACACGUAUUUAGUGGAUGCUGCUGCGGCUUCCAGUCGAGAGGGAGACAAAGUGUGUUCAGCUGAGACUCUUGCCAAGUUUGAAGAGUAUGUCCGGCAGUGUGACGAGGUGGUGAGACUACAAGAGGAGCUGUGGGAGCAGGACGCCCUUAUAGACAUUUACACGGGGCAGAUGCAGGAGGAGCUGAACCACCGCUGGAUGCAGCGGAGGACAGAGGAGCUGUGGAGCAAAGACACACCACCCCUCCCCAGCUCCGAGGCAGACACAGCAUCAGAAAACGAGCUGCUUUUGGAAGAAGAGAGAAUCAGAACACAGCUAGAUGCGAGUUUAUACAUCGGUCUGCGCCUCAACACGGAUUUAGAAGCUAUUAGGAGCGAUUUAGAUUUGACCCAGGAGAUUUGUGUGGCGAGGGAGAAGGAGAUGAAGGAUUUGCUGGAGAAAGUGAACACUUUGGGCAUAGAGGAAGGGUCAGGCAGUGAGGAGAGAUGCAGCCACGGGACAGAUGAUAAGAUGGGGAUGAUGAGCACUUUGGAGAGAAAAAGCGAGUGGGUGGAGCAGGCCAGGGGUCUGUCCAAAGCUCACAGUGUGAACGACGACGACUCAGACACUGGCUUAAGUUCUCUGCACAGUCAGGACUCAGACAGUCACCCAGUGUGUGAGUCACUGGUUUAGGGUUUUACCAGGAAAGUCGCUUAUC
Messenger RNA from Cottoperca gobio, 1339 nucleotides. RefSeq names its product Ras association domain family member 10b (gene rassf10b). NCBI's taxonomy places the organism in Eukaryota, Metazoa, Chordata, Actinopteri, Perciformes, Bovichtidae. The coding region runs from base 1 to 1314 and encodes 437 amino acids. The transcript has a single exon. Gene Ontology annotation, biological process: signal transduction. The record is from RefSeq and is a predicted model, not a curated record.